GCCAUAGCGACCCUGACCCGGCGGCUCAGCCAAGGACAAGAACUGUGAGGCCCACUCGGGAAGCCGCGAUCGAUCGCCGGUGGGCGCAGGAGCUGGGCAUCACACGAGGGGCCCUGAGCCCCUGAUGUUCUCACCCCCUGCCAGUACCCUGUGGCCCCACACAAGCAGCUGACAUGCCAGUCUCCAAGUGUCCAAAGAAAUCAGAGCCCCUGUGGAAGGGCUGGGACGAGAAGGCCCAGAAGAAUGGGUUGAGGUGCCAAGUGUACAACAUGAACGGCGACCACUACACGGGCGAGUGGAAGGACAACCUGAGACAUGGGAAGGGAACACAAGUCUGGAAGAAGAGAGGAGCCAUCUAUGAAGGGGACUGGAGGUUUGGGAAGCGAGAAGGCUACGGCACCCUCAGCCUGCUUGAGCAGGAGACAGGAAAAUACAGAAGAGUGUACUCAGGCUGGUGGAAAGGAGACAAGAAAUCAGGCUAUGGGAUCCAGUUUUUCGGACCCAAGGAGUAUUACGAGGGUGAGUGGUGUGGCAGCCAGCGCAGCGGGUGGGGCCGCAUGUACCACAGCAAUGGUGACAUCUACGAGGGCCACUGGUGGAACGACACGCCCCACGGGGAGGGCAUGCUGCGCCUGAAGAACGGGAAUCGCUAUGAGGGCAGCUGGGAGAGAGGCCAGAAGCACGGGCACGGGCGCUUCUUCCACCUGGACCACGGCCAGCUCUUCGAGGGCUUCUGGGUAGAGGACGUGGCCAAGUGUGGCACCAUGAUGGACUUUGGUCGUGAAGAGGCCCCUGCACCCACUCAGUUCCCCAUUCCUAAGGUCAAGCUUCUGGACCCUGACGGCGUGCUCCAGGAAGCCUUGGCCAUGUUCACGAAGACAGAGGAGGAGGGAGGAGACUGAUGCCAGGAGAGACCUUGUCACCCAGCUCCUCAGACGGGUGCGGCCCCUGGGGAGGAAUACAGCUGCUGGCCAACUAACGCCCCCCAGUACCCGAGGGCUCUCUGUCAACAGAGGGGAGAGUGCUCCUCUCCCUGAGAACCUCCUGUCUCAGCCUUCACCCUGUGAGUGUGCAACAAUAAAGAACCUGGCGGCUUCCAGGACCUGUGGUAGGAGGAGGCAGCGGGAGGGCUUGGAGAGAGGCCAGGUGUAGAAAAGUUGUGCUGAGGCCUCACAGGUUUGCCUGGGGGGCAGAGGAGGGGAGUGGGCUGCCAGUCUCUGAUCCAAGAUGCCUCAAAAGACCUGGAGCCAGCACCCGCCAUACUGGCCCCCACGAGGCCUGGCCCAUCUUCGCACCCUGAUAUAGGGGUCACAACCUGGGGAUCCUGUGGAAGCUUAAAAAAACAUGAUGGCUGGACGUGAUGGCACAGGCCUGUAAUCCCAGCACUCAGGAGGCUGAGGUAGGAGGAGCGGUGCAAGUUCUAGGCCAGUCUG
Molecule: messenger RNA, 1433 nt
Organism: Heterocephalus glaber (naked mole-rat)
Lineage: Eukaryota; Metazoa; Chordata; Mammalia; Rodentia; Bathyergidae
Gene: Morn3
Product: MORN repeat containing 3
Source: RefSeq, a predicted model, not a curated record